This is a messenger RNA of Hypomesus transpacificus, 3133 nucleotides long. Its product is annotated as vomeronasal type-2 receptor 1. Gene Ontology annotation, molecular function: olfactory receptor activity; G protein-coupled receptor activity. The record is from RefSeq and is a predicted model, not a curated record. Bases 149 to 3031 code for a protein of 960 amino acids. Gene Ontology annotation, cellular component: membrane. The transcript has 14 exons. NCBI's taxonomy places the organism in Eukaryota, Metazoa, Chordata, Actinopteri, Osmeriformes, Osmeridae. Gene Ontology annotation, biological process: G protein-coupled receptor signaling pathway.
AUGGAGUGUGUUGAAGGCUGUUUUCUGCAGUUUGUGCAGUAGGACUCCCCAGAGGCCUAGUGAAGGCACCUGUCACACAAGCAGCUCUCUAUUCUCUCUUGUGUCCUUCACAGUACCAGCUCCCUGACUCUUCAACAACAACCAGGGCAUGGAUAUUACUGGUAUACAUUCUAAAAGUCCGUUGUUUUUCGGAGUAUGCGCCUUUCUUCACUUUUACGCGUCUGUCUCGGCGGAAUCUAGCUGCAAACUGAAGGCCAAAUUCAACCUUCACGGUUACACAAAUGUAGUGAAGAAAAAGGUGGUUGUUGGGGGAAUGUUUGCCGUUCACCAGACUGUCGCCUCAACCCCGACAAACACCUCGUCCGUACCCCUUUCCCUGGGAUGCGAGGGUUUCAACUUCAGGACGUUCCGCUGGACUCAAACGAUGCUCUUCGCCAUCGAUGAAAUAAACAAGCGGAAAGACCUCCUUCCUAACACAGACUUGGGAUACGUUAUCUACGACUCGUGCUUCACCAUUUCCAAGGCAGUCGAGGGCACGCUCACCUACCUAACGGGGCAGGAAGAGGCCGUGCCCAACUACCGCUGUGGCUCUGGGCCGCCGCUGGCAGCACUGGUGGGGGCGGGGGGGUCCGAUCUGUCCAUCGCCACCGCCAGGAUACUGGGGCUCUACCACUUCCCUCAGGUGAGUUACUGCUCUUCGUGCUCAGCCCUGGAGAGUAAGUUCCAGUUCCCCACCUUCCUGAGGACCAUCCCCAACGACGUCCACCAAUCGGAGGCCAUGGCUCGCCUGGUGCUGCACUUCGGGUGGACCUGGGUGGGCACCAUCGCCGCGGACGACGACUACGGCAAGUACGGCAUCAAGGCCUUCAAGGAGCAGGUGGAGGAGGCGGGGGUUUGCAUCUCCUUCUCUGAGACUCUGCCCAAGGUGAGCUCUCCUGAGGACAUCAGACGUAUCGUGGACACGGUGGUGGAGUCCACCGCCAAGAUCAUCGUGGUGUUCUCGUCGGACGUGGACCUGAGUCCCCUGGUGCAGGAGCUGCUGCGGCACAACGUCACCAACCGCACCUGGGUCGCCAGCGAGGCCUGGGUCACCUCCGCUCUCAUCAACCAGCCCGGGGUCAGCUCUGUGCUGGGCGGCACCCUGGGGUUCGGGCUGCGGCGUGCUGAGAUCCCCGGCCUCCAGCGCUACCUCCUGGACCUGGACCCCUACGACCACUCCCUCUCAGAAGAGUUCUGGCAGAAGGUGUUCAACUGCACGCUAGACUAUGGGCUGGCUAUGAAGAAGGCCAAGGAGCUGGCCAGGGCGGCGGGGGCUAACGGGACCCUGUACAGGAGUGUGAGGGGGCUGCCUGAAGGGCUGUGCACUGGCAAGGAGACUCUGGAACGCCUCAAUAACACUUACACCGAUGUGUCCCAGCUACGCAUCACAUACAGUGUGUAUAAGGCGGUGUACGCCGUGGCCCAAGCCCUGCACAACCUGGAGUACUGUGAGCCGGGCAAGGGGCCCUUCACCAAUAACAGCUGCGCUGACAUCAGCAACUUUGAACCCUGGCAGCUGAUGUACUAUCUAAAGAACGUGAACGUCACUAUCCCUCACACUGGAGAGACCAUAGUCUUUAACAACGGUGAUGUGGACGGCUAUUACGACAUCCUCAACUGGCAGAUCGACGGUGACGGAGAGAUCUCCUACGUGUCCAUUGGUCAGUACAACGGCACGGCGCCCCCAGAGGCUCGGAUGACCAUCAACAACGACUCCAUCGUCUGGAGCAACGAAAGGCUGGAGCCUCCGCGCUCCCUGUGCAGUGAGAGCUGCCAGCCAGGCACCAGGAAGGGCAUCCGGCAGGGGGAGCCGGUCUGCUGCUUCGACUGCCUCCCCUGUGCUGACGGAGAGAUCAGCAACUCCACCGAUGCCAGGGAGUGCAUCCAGUGUACUGAGGAUUACUGGUCCAACCAGGCCCGGGACUCCUGCGUGCCCAAGACCAUCGAGUUCCUGGAUUUCAGUGAGCCUCUCGGAAUCACCCUCAUAGCCAUCUCUGCCUUUGGAGCGCUGGUCACUAUUGCUGUCGCCGUGGUGUUCCUGGUCCACCUGGGCACCCCUCUGGUGAAGGCCAACGAUGCCCUGCUCAGCUUCUCUCUGCUCCUCUCCCUGAUGGUCACCUUCCUGUGCUCCAUUGUGUUCCUGGGGGAGCCCCAGCACUGGAGCUGCAUGACCAGCCAGGUGGCUCUGGCCCUGGGCUUCGCUCUCUGCCUCUCCUCCAUCAUGGGUAAGUCGGUGGUGUUGAUGCUGAGGGCCAGAGCCCUGAAGGCAGCCAGGGCCAAGGCCAAGGCCGCCUCUAAAGCUGCCGCAGAGGCUGCUGCAGCCAACACAGGCCCCGACGUCAUCGUCACCAACAGCAACAACAGCAACAGCAACAACAACGACAGUGCACCCAACGGCAACCUUUACGUCGACCCGAUCGGUCCUGCCCACCAGAGGGCGAUGUGUGUCGUGGCAACGCUUAUACAAGCGGCAGCGUGCACGGUGUGGCUCAUCAUCCUCCCGCCGCACCCGGUGAAGAACACCGCGGCACAGAACGUCAAGAUCAUCCUGGAGUGUGACGAAGGCUCCAUCGUGUUCAUCUGCUGCAUCUUUGCCUACGACAUCCUUCUGGCCCUGAUUGCCUUUGUCUUCGCCUUCGUGGCGCGGAAACUGGAGGACCACUUCAGUGAGGCCAAGUGCAUGACGUUCGGGAUGCUGGUUUUCUUCAUCGUGUGGAUCUCCUUCGUGCCUGCCUACCUCAGCACACGAGGCAAGUUCAUGGUGGCCGUCCAGAUCUUCGCCAUCCUGGCCUCCAGCUUCGGCCUGCUAGCUUGCAUCUUCCUGCCCAAGGUCUACGUCCUGCUGGUGAAGCCCGAGCGCAACACGGAGGAGAUGAUUCGUCCUCGCGUCAAGAUACGGGACGGCUCCUCCACUGGUACCUCCGCGUCACUGACGACCACCGCUACGGAGAUGAACGCCACCACCAUGUCUACAGUGGCCCUGGAUGACUAGGGUUAGGAUAUCGACACACGUUCAUAUAUAUAUAUAUAUAUAUAUAUUUAUAUACAUAUACCCAUAUACAUAUCAAUGUCUCGCACAUCAUUGUAUUUUGUU